AUGCGGUCAUUCUCAAUAAUCAUUCUCUCUCUUCUAGGCACCGCAGCAACUGUGGCUGCUGAGUGUUGCUCAAGCCCGGCAACAUGUCUCGACGGGACCAAGAGUGAUAUAUGGUCUUGCUGUGCCUAUGGCAGUUGCAACAUAUUCUGUUGCAAUUGCGACGGUGGUUGUCGUCAAGCCUCAACUAAGAGAUCUUGGACCGACUGGGUCAGCCACGAUCUCGGAAACCUCGCUAGUGACUCUGAAGGCACUUCCGUUUGUGGUUUAACACGCACCGACAAGCAGUGCGUGAUCGACAAAAUCAACGAGUUAGACACUGAUCUCGAUGGAAAGGUCUCUUUGGCUGAAAUCCUUGCGAACCCCGAUAUUGUCAGACCUGGAUUAUCCACUUCUGGCAUCGAUGAUGCCGAGUUACAUGACAUGUUGACAAAGCUCUUCGAUAUCUAUGACACCAGCGAAGACGGCUAUUUGGUGUUCGAUGAGGCCAAUACUCGCCAGGUCGUGCAUCUCUAA
This is a messenger RNA of Exophiala bonariae, 513 nucleotides long. RefSeq lists its product as uncharacterized. The coding region runs from base 1 to 513 and encodes 170 amino acids. Lineage: Eukaryota; Fungi; Ascomycota; Eurotiomycetes; Chaetothyriales; Herpotrichiellaceae. The transcript has a single exon. The record is from RefSeq and is a predicted model, not a curated record.